Molecule: messenger RNA, 2021 nt
Organism: Anopheles coluzzii
Lineage: Eukaryota; Metazoa; Arthropoda; Insecta; Diptera; Culicidae
Product: very long-chain specific acyl-CoA dehydrogenase, mitochondrial-like
Exons: 3
Coding region: 1-1911 (636 amino acids)
Molecular function (GO): very-long-chain fatty acyl-CoA dehydrogenase activity; fatty-acyl-CoA binding; flavin adenine dinucleotide binding
Source: RefSeq, a predicted model, not a curated record
AUGUUGCAAGUGGGCAAGAACAUUGUGCUGACCGCCUCAGUUCGUCGCGCGGUGCAGUUGCAGUGCAGUGGAGCAGUGGUUAGAAAUGUGUCCUCUAGCGGUGUAGUGAACGCGAGUGCCGCUACCCAGUCCAGCAGCGAUCAACCGAAACCGAACCGAUCGUUCGUGAUGAAUCUGUUCAGUGGGAAGUUGCAGACGGCGGAACUGUUCCCCUAUCCGGAGCCGUUGAACGAGGAGCAGCGUGAAUAUGUGCAGGCUUUCAUCGAUCCGACGGUUAAGUUUUAUACGGAAGUUAACGAUGCAGCUAGAAACGAUGCGACGGCCUCGGUGGAGAAAGCGGUCGUGGAUGCGCUGUGGGAGCAGGGCUUUCUUGGCCCGUUCAUUCCAACCGAGUACGGUGGACUGGGACUCUCCAAUGCCCAAUCCGUCCGGUUGUCGGAGAUCUCCGGCAGUUACGAUCUCGGUAUGUCGAUCUACGCCGGAGCGCAUCAGACGAUCGGUACCAAGGGCAUCCUGAUGUACGGCAACAAGGAGCAGAAGGAGAAAUAUCUUCCCCAGCUAAGCACGGGCCGUGUGUUUGGUGCAUUCGCACUCACCGAACCGGGAACUGGCUCGGAUGCGGCCUCGGUCAAAACAAAAGCCGUCCUAAGCCCGUGCGGAAAGUAUUACAUACUGAACGGUUCGAAGCUGUGGUGUUCGGGCGGUGGCAUUGCGAACAUCUUUACCACGUUCGCGCAAACCGAGGUGGUUGACCCGAAGACGGGCGAGAAGAAAAGCAAAAUGAGUGCGUUUAUUGUGGAGCGUGGCUUUGAGGGUGUCAGUACGGGUCCGCCCGAGGACAAGAUGGGCAUCAAGUGUUCCGUCACGACGGAAGUGUUUUUCGACGAUGCAAAAGUGCCGGUGGAGAAUCUGUUGGGUGAGAUUGGCAAUGGGUUUAAGAUUGCGGUGAACAUUCUCAAUUCGGGCCGGUUUGGGUUGGGCGCGAUGUUGUCCGGGACGAUGAAGACGUGCGUUGAGAAGGCGGCCGAGCAUGUGAGCAAUCGGGUACAGUUCAAGCGAAAGUUGGUUGAGUUUGAAAAUGUGCAGGAGAAGCUGGCGAUGAUGGCGACGUAUCACUAUGUGGCGCAGAGCCUAACGUACAUGGUGGCGGGCAAUAUGGAUAAGGGUUCGGUGGACUUUCAUCUGGAGGCGGCCGUGAGCAAAGUGUUCUGUACGGAGGCGGCGUGGUAUGUGUGUGAUGAGGCGAUACAGCUGCUCGGAGGGAAUGGGUUCAUGAAGUCCAGUGGGUUGGAGCGGUUUCUGCGGGAUAUGAGAAUAUUCCGAAUUUUCGAAGGCGCGAACGAUGUGCUGCGGAUGUUCAUUGCUCUGACGGGCAUACAGAAGGCAGGAAAUGAUCUCCGAGGGCUGCAGAAGGCAUUGAAAAAUCCACUCGGAAAUAUGGGAGUGAUCCUGGCGGAAGGUACGAAACGAGCAGGACGCAGUGUUGGAGUUGGUGGAACGGAUUUGCGUCCUUUUGUUGCAGGCGAACUUCAAAAUGCGGCCAAGCAGUGCGCUGAGUCAAUGGACAUGUUCAGCAAGACCAUCGAAUCUCUGCUCGUGAAGCACGGCAAAGGCAUCGUCGAGCGACAGUUCCAGCUCGCCCGGGUAGCGGACAGUGCCAUCGACAUCUACACCAUGGCGGCCGUACUUUCCCGGGCGACCCGUGCCUCCCAGCGGGGACUUGCCUCCGCCAGCCACGAACUCCUGAUGGCCCAGAUCUGGUGCCAGGAGGCCAGCAGCCGCGUGCAGCGCAACAUUAACCGCAUCCACUCGGGCAGCUUCAAGGAGCACUAUCAGCGGCUGGCGCAGGUCGCACGGAACGUGUCGGAACGGCGCGGCCUACCGCACACUAAUCCGCUGGAGAUAGAUUAAGUGUGUUUGUGCUUUACAAUACCUUCCCCCAGUUUUGUAGAUAAACGAUAAUUAUCUUAGCACAGUAAAUCAUUGACGGAUAAUAAUAGAAAAGAAGGAAGAAUACACCA